AUGGCUGGAGGAGCAACCUCAAAAACCACCAUUGAACCUAGUAGUCCUCUGUAUAUGCAUCCAUCUGAGGGACCUAACUCCUUGAAAGUUGAUCCUCGAUUAACUGGAACUACAGACUAUAGACCCUGGAAGAGGUCUAUGGAGAUUUCUCUUGCUACAAAGAGAAAGCUUGGGUUUGUUACUGGAGCCUUGACUAAGUCAAGUGAAGAUUCUGUGAAAAUGGAAGCUUGGGAAGCCUGUAAUAGCAUGGUUACUGCCUGGCUUCUCAACAACAUGAAUGAGACUUUGAGAAGGUCUGUCAUGUACAUCAAAUCAGCUAGAGAGAUCUGGUUUAAUCUGAAAACCAGGUUCACUGUGAGCAAUGGUAGUAGAAAAUACAGACUUAACAAGGAAACCUAUGAAGUUAAGAUGAAUGAAAGGCUAGUUUCUGAGUACUACACUGAUUUGAGAGUUUUGUGGGAAGAACUUGAAUCUCUACCUGAUUAUCCAUCUAUUACUAAUGUUAAUGCUGAAAUAACAGCCUUCAUUGAAGCUUUUGAGGAGUCAUAUUCUUCUAAUGAGUCCAUUACCAUCUGUAGAAACUGCUGUGUCAAUGGUUCAACAGGAAGAGUCACAAAAGAUGUCUUGGGAAAAGAAAAAGAAGAGAAAGUGGGAACAACCUUCUAUACAAAGAAUGAAACAAAGACCUUCUGCACAGUGUGCAAGAAAACCAAUCAUGUUGCUGAAAAAUGUUGGUUUAAAAUUGGAUUUCCAGCUGGUAACAACAACAAGGCAAAGCAAGGGUUUAAGACCUUUGAGAACAAUCAAGAAGGCAGAACAGUUAGUUACAAAGGAAGACAACAAGGAAAUGCUGGAGGUCAAAAUUCAGGAAGAAAAAUGCCUCAAAUGCUCAACUGA
Messenger RNA from Beta vulgaris subsp. vulgaris (sugar beet), 897 nucleotides. RefSeq lists its product as uncharacterized. The coding region runs from base 1 to 897 and encodes 298 amino acids. NCBI's taxonomy places the organism in Eukaryota, Viridiplantae, Streptophyta, Magnoliopsida, Caryophyllales, Amaranthaceae. The transcript has 2 exons. The record is from RefSeq and is a predicted model, not a curated record.